Messenger RNA from Zingiber officinale, 845 nucleotides. RefSeq names its product eukaryotic translation initiation factor-like. Lineage: Eukaryota; Viridiplantae; Streptophyta; Magnoliopsida; Zingiberales; Zingiberaceae. The record is from RefSeq and is a predicted model, not a curated record. The transcript has 5 exons. Bases 110 to 697 code for a protein of 195 amino acids. Gene Ontology annotation, biological process: translational initiation. Gene Ontology annotation, cellular component: cytoplasm; eukaryotic translation initiation factor 4F complex. Gene Ontology annotation, molecular function: translation initiation factor activity; RNA 7-methylguanosine cap binding.
UUCCAUAUAGGGCUGCAUUGAGUCGAUGACGGAGCCCUUGUUUCGUGAUUGUCUCUUUUCCCGAUUGGUGGUUCCUCGAGUGCGAUAGAGGCGGAGAGAAAAAAGGAAGAUGGCGGAGACGGCGGCGAUGAGCGCUGGGGCAGAGGGUGGAGACGGCGUGCCCCAUCAGUUGCAGAGGAAGUGGACGUUCUGGUUCGAUAACCUAUCUAAGUCCAAGCAGGGCGCAGCCUGGGGAUCCUCACUUCGCCAGGUCUACACUUUUGACACCGUCGAGGAGUUCUGGUGCCUGCAUGAUCAAAUAUUUCGCCCCAGCAAAUUGCUUGCUAAUGCUGACUUCCACUGUUUCAAGACUGGGAUAGAACCCAAAUGGGAAGACCCUGAAUGCGCAAAUGGUGGAAAAUGGUCUUUUGUAUGUACUAGCAAGGCCUCUCUUGACAACACGUGGCUGGAGACGUUGAUGGCUUUGAUUGGAGAGCAAUUUGAUGAAAGUGAGGAAAUAUGUGGGGUUGUUGCUAGUGUGCGCCAAAGGCAGGACAAGCUUGCAUUGUGGACUAAGGCUGCAAACAAUGAAGCUGUUCAGAUGAGUAUCGGAAGGAAGUGGAAAGAAAUCAUCGACUUUAAUGAUAAGAUUGCCUACAGCUUCCACGAUGACUCCAAAAGGGACAAGUCAAGCAGAGGCGGUCGUUACAAUGUCUAAACAAUGUCAGGUAGCGAUGAAGUCUAUCACUAGUUGAUUAUUUGAACGUUUUGUACUCAAACACUUCGAAAGCUCCCCAGUUUUUGUCUUUCAAAAUUUGCUCAAUGACUAUUCCUGUUAAUUUGAUACUUUACUAUGAGUUUGUCAA